This is a messenger RNA of Trichoderma atroviride IMI 206040, 1406 nucleotides long. RefSeq lists its product as uncharacterized. Gene Ontology annotation, cellular component: trans-Golgi network; endosome. The record is from RefSeq and is a predicted model, not a curated record. Gene Ontology annotation, biological process: phospholipid translocation; retrograde transport, endosome to Golgi. Lineage: Eukaryota; Fungi; Ascomycota; Sordariomycetes; Hypocreales; Hypocreaceae.
GCGUCUCUUCGUUCUUUUUACCGCUUCUGCACUCAUUCCUCGGUUGGCUCUCUGUGCCUCAUUCUUUGCUUCUGGCCUGCGAUUUUUGGUGCAUCUCCAAUGACCGUUUCAAUUGCUUAAUCUGUCCUUUUCUACAAAUUAUCCGAGGCACGGCCGUCUCUCCUGUACUGAGGCUAAAGACUGGUUCUUGCUCCUCAUUUCUUGGAUAUCCAACGGCUCCGAAUACAAUACAGCUUUAUUAUAUAUAUACCUACAACCUCGUCGAGACUAAUUCGCUUCGAAACUCCAAUAUCCGCAACAAUGGGCUGGCUUGCGACAUGCACGGGCUACCUGGCGCCCUUGUUCAUUAUCCUCUCGCCCGUCCUCUCCUACGGCGACCAGGCCAUCUCGAUGCACCGCAACAAGACCAGCGCGGGGUUCUCUCUCGACAUCCCCCUGAUCAUGCUGGUCGCAUCUCUGUUCAGGAUCUUCUACUGGCCCGGCGCACGAUUCGACCAGAGCCUGCUGAUACAGUCCCUGAUCAUGGUGGGGAUGCAAGUGGCGCUUCUCAAGAUUGCGCUCGAUCACCGACCGGCCCCUUCGAACAAAGGCGGAGAGGCCGGGCUGCCAUUCGCUGCUGCCGAAGGUCUCUUUUCGCAGCGGCCGUAUAAUUUCUGGCAAUGGAGGUCGCCGAAGCCAUACUGGCAAUUCGUUGUCUACCUCUUCGCGGGCCUGUUGGUUUGCGAAGUUGUCAUGUCGAGCAUUCCUCCCGUCUAUGCCACGUACUCGGUCCUCGUCGGCUACAUUGGCCUCUCCGUCGAAGCCACGCUCCCGAUCCCGCAGAUCCUCGCCAAUGCGCAAUCCAAGUCUUGCAAGGGCUUCCGUCUGUCCGUGCUCGCCAGCUGGAUCGGAGGCGACGCCAUGAAGAUCUUUUGGUUCUUCACCGCCACGUCCGAGAUCCCCUUGGCCUUUAAGAUCUGCGGCAUCUUCCAGGCUUGCUGCGACUGCUUCCUCGGCGUCCAGUACUUGAUAUACGGAGAAGGCGAGACCACCGUCAAGGGUCACCCUCUGCAGGAUUUCUCGGCUCAGGAGAUUGGGACGCAGCAGCAGGGGAGUACGACGCCCACACGGCGGUCGGCGCCAUUUAGCGACUACGAGAGGAAUUAGACGGGAGCAGGCGUUAACUGGCACGGGAGACGAUGCAGGGGUGUUUGAGAUUUUUGGAUACACGCAUUUUUUUUUAGACUAACAAUAUCGAACCUCAUGGUUAUCAGUGAUAGAUUUGGUAUAAUACCUAACUAAUAGUAGGCCUACCUAUCAUACUUUUUUAUUCGAAAUAUAUAGAUCCCUGUGUUUAUACGCAUAUACGUACAUACAUGUCGAAUUGAAAGCCAUCUACAUGUUUGCAUUUUUCAAGCUUUUCUCAU